Molecule: messenger RNA, 1882 nt
Organism: Marmota flaviventris (yellow-bellied marmot)
Lineage: Eukaryota; Metazoa; Chordata; Mammalia; Rodentia; Sciuridae
Gene: Glra1
Product: glycine receptor alpha 1
Biological process (GO): monoatomic ion transmembrane transport; chloride transport
Cellular component (GO): plasma membrane; postsynaptic membrane
Molecular function (GO): extracellularly glycine-gated chloride channel activity; transmembrane signaling receptor activity; glycine binding
Source: RefSeq, a predicted model, not a curated record
GAAAAUAUACCCACCCCCAAACGUGCCUCCCCAGCGCCGCAGGGAGCCAACAGACACGCUGGAGUUUAACAAACAGCAAUACUCUUCGCGCUCCUGAAAAGCGGGGCUGGACGCUCUCCGUGGUGCUGAAACGCUACGCGGCCGCCGCUGUCCGUGGUUCCUACAGCCUCCUCGCUCCAGUUUCCCCUGAGGCUCUCUCUCCGCACCCCUAUUCCUCACCUCCCCUUAACAUCUGGAUUAUUUUUCCAAUAGCUCUCGCUGGUUUUGUAAGUGCCAAUUUGAAACAUUUUUUUUGCCCCCGUAACUCGUGGACUACAAAGCACAAGGACCUGAAAAAUGUACAGCUUCAAUACUCUUCGACUCUACCUUUGGGAGACCAUUGUAUUCUUCAGCCUUGCUGCUUCUAAGGAGGCUGAAGCUGCCCGCUCUGCGCCCAAGCCAAUGUCACCCUCGGAUUUCCUGGAUAAGCUGAUGGGCAGGACUUCUGGAUAUGAUGCCAGGAUCAGGCCCAAUUUUAAAGGUCCUCCCGUGAACGUGAGCUGCAACAUUUUCAUCAACAGCUUCGGAUCCAUUGCUGAGACUACCAUGGACUAUAGGGUCAACAUCUUUCUGCGGCAACAGUGGAACGACCCCCGUCUGGCCUAUAAUGAAUACCCCGAUGACUCUCUGGACCUGGACCCAUCCAUGCUGGAUUCCAUCUGGAAACCUGACCUGUUCUUUGCCAACGAGAAGGGGGCCCACUUCCACGAGAUCACCACAGACAACAAACUGCUGAGAAUCUCCCGGAAUGGCAAUGUCCUCUACAGCAUCAGAAUCACUCUGACACUGGCCUGCCCCAUGGACUUGAAGAAUUUCCCCAUGGAUGUCCAGACCUGUAUCAUGCAACUGGAAAGCUUUGGAUACACCAUGAAUGACCUCAUCUUUGAGUGGCAGGAGCAAGGAGCUGUACAGGUGGCAGAUGGACUAACCCUGCCCCAGUUUAUCCUGAAGGAAGAGAAGGACCUGAGAUAUUGCACCAAGCAUUACAACACAGGUAAAUUCACCUGUAUUGAGGCGCGGUUCCACCUGGAGCGGCAGAUGGGCUAUUAUCUGAUCCAGAUGUAUAUUCCGAGCCUGCUCAUCGUCAUCCUCUCAUGGAUUUCCUUUUGGAUAAACAUGGAUGCAGCACCAGCCCGUGUGGGCCUGGGCAUCACCACUGUGCUCACCAUGACCACUCAGAGCUCUGGCUCCAGAGCAUCCCUGCCCAAGGUAUCCUACGUGAAAGCCAUUGACAUUUGGAUGGCAGUUUGCUUGCUCUUCGUGUUCUCAGCCCUGCUAGAGUACGCCGCUGUCAACUUUGUGUCUCGGCAACACAAAGAGCUGCUCCGAUUCAGGAGGAAGCGGAGACAUCACAAGAGCCCCAUGUUGAAUCUGUUCCAGGAGGAUGAGGCAGGAGAGGGCCGCUUCAACUUUGCCUAUGGCAUGGGCCCAGCCUGUCUGCAGGGCAAGGAUGGCAUUUCCGUCAAAGGCGCCAACAACAACAACACCACCAACCCGCCUCCCGCACCAUCCAAGUCCCCGGAGGAGAUGCGAAAACUCUUCAUCCAGAGGGCCAAGAAGAUCGACAAAAUAUCCCGCAUUGGCUUCCCCAUGGCCUUCCUCAUCUUCAACAUGUUCUAUUGGAUCAUCUACAAGAUUGUCCGCAGAGAGGACGUCCACAACCAGUGAAGGGCUGGGAUGUGGGGGGAUGCUGGGGGAGGCUGGGACAGGGCAGUGGGGAAGCGCACAGGAAUCUGGGAGCCUAAGGAAGAGAGGGGAAGAGGGAGGGGCACAUACACAACUCUUGACUCCCUCUCUCUCUGCAAUAUGUGCAAUAGCAAAAUGCACUAAUGCAUGAAUUCUA